Molecule: messenger RNA, 2334 nt
Organism: Phlebotomus argentipes
Lineage: Eukaryota; Metazoa; Arthropoda; Insecta; Diptera; Psychodidae
Product: tachykinins
Exons: 6
Coding region: 397-1689 (430 amino acids)
Source: RefSeq, a predicted model, not a curated record
CCGCUCUGUCCGCGUUACUUCUUCGCUGUCGCACGAAGAGGUGAGUCCACUGUGGCCCAGGAGUGGUGAAAUGUGAAUUUGACCAGGAGCGUUCAAGUCUCUUCUCGUUCUGUGCCGCAUCUCGGAGACUGUGCCGUUUGUCAAUUCUGAUCAGCCCACCUGACAUUUUGUGUGUGAAAAUUGCUGGAGGAGCAGGACAUCAACCAUCGAAGUUAUUGAGAAGGAAAAAUCCCAGAGGACACUCCAAAGUAUUGUGCGAAACAGUGCGAAAAGUUAUAUCGCGUUAAAUAUUUGAGCAAACACGUGUUGAGGAGGAAAAGUUCUUCAGCACCAGCGGCGGAGUUUUUAUUGCCGUCACUUCGCAUCCCUCGAGAAGCAAUCAAAGAUCCGACAAAUAUGCGCACCCUCUCAACGAGUGUUCUGGUCCUCGUGAUCUGCUGCUGUUCACCGCUCUUCCUAGUCGUGCCAACGAAUGCCGAAGAGGCGCCGCACAGACGCGAUCCCAUCGGCUUCCAGGGCGUCCGGGGCAGAAGAAGUGCCACGGACGUGCCUCCCACAUCCAUCUCGCACAUCUCCAUGUCCCAAUCGCCAGCCCCGGACCAGGAGGAGGAUGAGCAGCCCAACACACCUCCAGUGACCACAAAUGAGGUCAGCGGAUACAUUAGGGGAUUACCGGUGCUGUCACUGGUAAAGCGAGCCCCAGUCGGAUUCAUGGGCAUGCGAGGCAAGAAGGACUCUGAGGUGGUCACCGUGGAUGAGGCGCCGAUGGACAUUGAGGAGCCCAGAGACAAGAAGUUGUUCCUCAACUUACCUUUUCGCUACAUCCCGAAGCGCGCUCCGUCAGGCUUUAUGGGAAUGCGUGGGAAGAAGUUCUCCUUCGACUCCUACAAGCGAGCUCCAUCUGGCUUCUUGGGGAUGCGUGGCAAGAAAGAGAGUGACCACGUCUGGCCACCACUGGAGGAUCUUCAAGUAGAGGAGGAACUUAUGCACAGCGAGCCUGUGGAUGAGGAGGAGCAGUUGAAUCAAAUCUACACGAAGCUGGACCAGGAGCGGGAAUUGCUGGCGCGGUUGAGCGAAAUGUAUGGCCUACAUUUGUGGGAUGAUGAGAAGCGGGCGCCCGCGAAUGGCUUCUUUGGCAUGAGAGGCAAGAAGUUCUCCUUCGACGACUCAGUGGACAAGCGCGCUCCCAUGGGAUUUCAAGGAAUGCGAGGCAAGAAGUGGUCCGAUUUGGCUGAGGAGGAGACAGUGGGAUUUGACGAGGAGAUGGAGAAGAGAGCGCCCCAGAUGGGAUUCCACGGGAUGCGCGGGAAGAAGGACGUGACGGAUGUGCUGCUGAGCGAGAGUUCGGAGAAGAGAGCCCCAGCAGCUGGAUUCUUCGGGAUGAGAGGAAAGAAGCAGCCAGGAUUCCGCGUCACCGCCGACCGAAGAAACUUGUUUGGCAUCAUGAAAUCCAAGAAGGGCCCCUACGAAUUCCGCGGUAAGUUUGUUGGUGUCAGAGGCAAGAAAAUCCCCGCUGGGAGUGCACUGAAUAAAUUAAUCACGGAAUUGGAUGAACUCCAAGCAGACGGUGGCUUUCUGCAGCCGGCACAGCUGGUGGAGAGCGAGGAGGCGCCCAUCAAGCGGGUUCCCAGUGGAUUCAUGGGGAUGCGCGGCAAGAAGUGGUCAGAUUCGCCCGCAAAUGAGCAGUAAAUUGGACAUUAAAGGGCAAUGAAAAGAGUGAGAAAUACCCAGCAGCAAUUCUUCAAAAUUCCCCAAGACAUCCCUUCUCUCUUCACUGAACAAUCUUCGAGAGGACUUCGCAUUCCACGACCGAAACACACCCUGGCAAAAACCAUUAAUUAUUCUCUUACUGAUUAAAACUAAAAUACAAGAGCGUGGCAUUCAAUUGAGGAGGAUUUCUUGCGGCGAGGAUGGAUAAAUUAUGCAUGGUGCGAGGCACAGAAGUCGUUUAAAAGUCAAUGUAAAAUAAGAGAAAAAGUAUUAAUAAAUAUAUUUGCAUUAUAUUUUUAGUGAGGGAAGAGAAAAAUCUAUAUAUAUAAAAUUGAAGAAGAGAAAUCUGCAACUUUCCUAAUUGUUGAGAGGUGAGAGAGAAAGUGGUGAAAGAUAUAAGAUUAAUGUAAAAUGUUACUAUAAUAAACUGACAAGAGAAUGAAGGGGAGAAAACUAUUAAUAUUUAAAUACUUCCUGCAGCAAAAGAGGUUAAAAAUGCAUAUUUAUAUUUAAAGAGCAUUAAAAAUUAAAUCUAACUUAUUCCGUUUGAAGAUUAUCUAGUCACUUAAGUUCACUUCUUGCUUCAUCUUCUUAGAGAAAGAGAGAGAGAGGGAGAGACAGAGA